Molecule: messenger RNA, 870 nt
Organism: Aureobasidium vineae
Lineage: Eukaryota; Fungi; Ascomycota; Dothideomycetes; Dothideales; Saccotheciaceae
Source: the annotation of a GenBank genome assembly
AUGUCUCUCAAGGCUUCUUUCAAUAGUUUCAACAGCGAGUUCUCGGCCGCCACCACUCGCAACACCCAGCAGAAGCGCCCCGCUGCCACCGUUCCUGUCCCCGUACAGCGUCCCUCUACUCCUGCCACCCAGCCUACAGAUCUCAAGCGCAAACGUCAGGAUCUCCCACAAAAUGCCGCUUAUUCACAACCCGCCGACACGGGCUCGGGCAGAGAGGUCAUGACCCAGGUCGUCUACGCCAUCGACUACCUCAAGUCCAAGGACCGUCCCAUCAGCUUCACCGACAUAUGGAACUACCUCUCCAUUCCUGCCAACCAGCAGCAGCAUCGUCAAGUCCUGCGCCGCGCGCUUAUGGAGCACCCCAAAGUCGACUAUGAUCCAAAAGGCCUCGAUGGACAGCAUCCCUCGUUUCGUUUUCGUCCCGUUCACAAUGUUCGCUCUGCCGAUGAUCUCAAGGCCUACUUGCAGCGCCAACACACCGCUCAAGGCAUCAGCGUCAAGGAGCUCAAAGAAGGCUGGCCAGAUGCCAUUCCCGAGAUUGAGCGUCUCGAAUCCAAAGGCGAACUUCUGGUCGUGAGGCAGAAAAAGGACAAUAUUCCCAAAAUGGUCUGGCCCAAUGACCCCUCGCUCGAUCAACGCAUCGACCAGGACUUCAAGGAUUAUUGGACAAAGAUCACUCUGCCUGCCAAUCCUGGCGACUUGAGAAUUGAACUUGAGAAAGCUGGCAUUACUCCUACCAGUCAGGUCAAGGAAGUAAUAAAGGUUUCUGGCGGAAAGGACAAGAAGAAGCGCACUUCGAGAAAGGUUGGCCGAAGCACCAACACGCACAUGGUGGGCAUUCUCAAGGACUACAACGCAGUGAAAAAGUAG